Messenger RNA from Populus euphratica (Euphrates poplar), 552 nucleotides. RefSeq names its product protein TRANSPARENT TESTA 12-like. Gene Ontology annotation, biological process: transmembrane transport. The record is from RefSeq and is a predicted model, not a curated record. Gene Ontology annotation, molecular function: xenobiotic transmembrane transporter activity; antiporter activity. The transcript has a single exon. Gene Ontology annotation, cellular component: membrane. The coding region runs from base 1 to 552 and encodes 183 amino acids. Lineage: Eukaryota; Viridiplantae; Streptophyta; Magnoliopsida; Malpighiales; Salicaceae.
AUGCAAAGAUCAUGGAUAAUUCAGUUUGUUGCUUGCUUAUUCCUGUUGCCUCUCUAUAUAUUUGCCACUCCAAUCCUAAAACUCCUUGGACAACGAAAAGAUGUAGCAGAGCUUACCGGCAAAUUUACUAUUCGAGUUAUUCCUCAAAUGUUCUCAUUAGCCAUCAAUUUCCCUACCCAAAAGUUCUUGCAGGCACAAAGCAAGGUUGGAGUUUUGGCAUGGAUUGGUUUUGCAGCUUUGAUCAUGCACAUUGGAGUGCUUUAUCUCUUCGCUAACGUAUUCAAGUGGGGGUUGGUUGGUGCUGCCAUUUCUUAUGACGUCUCUCAGUUUGGGUCAUUGCUUUGGGUCAGUUGGCUAUGUGGUUGGUUGGUGCAAGGAAGGAAGGACAGGAUUGUCUUAGUUUGCCUUCAAGGACAUUUGGGCCUUUGUUCGGCUCUCUACAGCUUCAGCUGGAUCCUUUUCCUGCAGAUUUGGUAUUUUAUGGCCAUAAUUGUUCUCACUGGACACCUUGAAGAUCCUAUCAUCGCGACUGGGUCACUUCCCAUCUGGUGA